CUUUAACUUUUACUUCCGUGUCGCCGGGAGAAUGAUUUUUUGCUGUUCUAGAGUACAUUAGCGCUGAUAAAUAUUUGUAGUCUGUUCUUUGUUUUAAUGAUAUUAAUUCUGAAUCUUUAAAAAUGGAUAUCACAACUAAAAAUUUUCCUGAACUUCUGCCUGCAAUUAAAGAGGCCAUAACGGAAUGUACCUUCCUUGCAAUAGAUACAGAACUCACAGGUUUAAGCACACAAGUUACUGAGCAUGCUUUUGAUACCAUGCCUGAGAGAUAUUCAAAGCUACGUGAGAACUGCUCAAAAUUUCUUAUCAUUCAGUUUGGCUUGAGUACUUUCAAGUAUCAUCCUGCACAAAAGAAAUAUACGCAUAGAGAUUUCAACUUUUAUAUAUUUCCCCGACCUCACAUCAGACAAGCACCAGAUCCAAAAUUUAUGUGUCAAGCAUCCAGUUUGCAUUUCUUGGCUUCACAUGGUUUUGAUUUUAACAAGGUUAUUUGUGAAGGUAUUUCAUAUCUUAAUCCACUUCAAGAAGAGAAAAUCAGAGGCUAUCUCAGAAACAGGCAUAAAAUUGAAAAGGAAGCGAUAGUUUCUUCUGAGCAAAAGGCAAAAACAAAUGGGCAGAAAGAAGUUGAUGUUCCUGAAGAGCAUAAACAAUUUAUUGCUGAAAUCCAUGAAAAAGUUGAUGCUUUUAUUUCAAAUGAUUCAGAAACGGUGAUUCAGUUAGAACCCUGCAGUUCCUAUCGACGUAAAUUAAUUUAUGAAACAGUUCAAAUGAAAUAUCAGACUGGCAUAGAAAUGUCAUCAUCCAUGAAUGCAGAAAAUAGACGAGUGAUUACAAUUGUGAAAACAACCAGUGAGGAGAAAUUAGAUAAACUUCAUUUGAAACAGAUAAAUGAUAUGGGUGACUUAGAUGUUGCUGUUGGGUUUCGCAAAGUAUUAGAUUGCAUAGCUGAAUCAAAAAAGCUUGUAGUCGGUCAUAAUAUGUUACUUGAUAUUAUGCAUGUAAUGGACCAAUUCUUUCAUCCUUUACCAGAGGAUUUGCAAGAAUUCAAACAGAUGUUGCGAUUAACAUUUCCUCAUAUUUUAGAUACAAAACACAUGGCAUCUAGUGAAAAAUUCCGUUCAUUUUUUGAAACCACACACCUUUUUGAACUCUUCAAGCAGUUGCAAGGGAAAGCUUUUGAUAUGCCAAAAGUUGAGGCAGAAGAUGGCUUUAAAGGAUAUAAUGCAGAUUCUAAAAAGGUCCAUGAAGCUGGGUUUGAUGCUUUUAUUACUGGCUUGUGUUACAUAGGACUUUCAACAAAACUUGGUAUGAUGCAGAAUCCACCUGUUAACUAUGUUGAUACAUCCUCAAAAUUACUUUCUCCUUAUUGCAAUAGGAUAUUCAUUAUGCGGCACUAUGAUAUUAUGUCUAUAAAUCUUUCUGGACCAGAUCCUGAACCUAAAAGGGAUAAUGUGUUUUAUGUGAGUUUUCCUGAGGAAUGGAAAACAGUUGAUUUAGUUGAGCUUUUCCUACCGUAUGGAAACAUAUAUGUAAACUGGUUGGAUGAUGUAUCAGCCUUAGUAGCAUUACGGAGUGAGGAGCAUACAAUCAGUGCUAAAUCAGCGUUGUUGAACAGAAGCAGCAGAAUAUAUCGAGUGCGAACAUUUUCUGAUUACCAAGCAACGGUAAAAAAAUAUGAUGGUCUCAAAAGUGAUGCUAAAAAAUCUCAAAAGUUAUUUAGUAAUGAAUCAUCUGGAAAGAAAAGAAGAGCUAGUGGAAGUUCAGAAUGUGCUGUCAGUAUGGAUUUGAUCCCUGAGGGUGAUGAAAAUGAAGCAGAAAAAGCAGAUGAUUCUGGAUUACCAUGUCCUAAGAGACAGAAGCGGGAUGAAAAUGAAGCUGGAGAAGUGACUUCAACUGCAAAAGUAUUUGAGGAGGAAAACACAUGGUGAACUAACUGUAAAAGAAAAGCUGUAUUUUUUUAUUUAAAAAAAAUCCAUUUGUAUACCUGAAAGAAGUGCAUUUUAAACCAUUAAAUAUGUUUUUUUCUUUAGAAAA
Messenger RNA from Stegodyphus dumicola, 2034 nucleotides. RefSeq names its product poly(A)-specific ribonuclease PARN-like. Gene Ontology annotation, molecular function: poly(A)-specific ribonuclease activity; RNA binding; metal ion binding. Gene Ontology annotation, cellular component: cytoplasm; nucleus. NCBI's taxonomy places the organism in Eukaryota, Metazoa, Arthropoda, Arachnida, Araneae, Eresidae. The record is from RefSeq and is a predicted model, not a curated record. Gene Ontology annotation, biological process: priRNA 3'-end processing; nuclear-transcribed mRNA poly(A) tail shortening; siRNA 3'-end processing.